AUGCUCUCAUGCGCGGUGAUCGGCUGCGGCGCCGCAGGGAUGGUGGCAAGCACAACACUGCGCCGAAGUGGGCUGCUUGUGACGUGCUUCGAGCUCGCGGCUGACCCGGGCGGUGUUUGGAACAGUGACACACGCAGCCCAUUUUCUUCGCGUGGCCUCGUGUCCCCGGUGCACCCAACAAUGCGUUGUGUGCUUCCCAAGGAUCUGUUGAGUUUUAGCGACCAGCGCUUUGACUACUCUGUGCCUCAGUUUCCACACCACUCCUCUGUGCGUCGCUAUUUAGAGCAGUACGCCGAGCAGAAAGGUGUGAGGGGGCUCGUGCGCUUUAAUACAAAGGUGCAGUCAGUGCGCUACGACGAGAGGUCUGCUGUCUGGCGCAUCAUCACAGUUAACAUUGUAAAUGGCGAUGUAUUCGAGUGGUCCUUUGACAAGGUGUGUGUCUGCACGGGACAGACACACGAGCCGAGGUACCCAGACGGGAUAAAGGAGCUACUGGCGCCAUACUUGAUAGAUGGAGGCGAGCUGCACCACGCUUCCCAUGUGAAGGACUUUCGCCAAUUCAGAGGAAAACGUGUUGUUGUGGUGGGUGACGGUGUCACGGCAUGUGAUUACUGCUUGGAGCUGCGGCGCUGUGGCGCGGAUGUGCACCACAGUCACAGUGCGGCGGACCGAGUGCUGCUGUGGGACGAGACGGUGGGGCAGCCGUCUGUGCGUAUGAGUCGUGGAGGUGCGAUGCGAGAUGCGGUGGGUGCGGUGCUGCAGUUUCUGUCCCGCACGCCCGGCUGGCGCACGGACGCCACGAAAGGAAGCCGCAUCGUCUCCAGUUGGCUGCGGCUUCGCAACGGCGCGCUGUGGGGUGAAGUGCCGGGCGUCGGUCACCCCAUCACAUGCGAGGGACGGGGCAUUCUCUUUGCAGAUCCACAUGUGCGCACGACAGAUGUUAUUGAUGAGGCUAAGGCACGUUUCUUGGCGCGUGAGGGACACAGCAGCAACAAGAAUAGUGGUGGAAGCGGUACAUUUAUUGACAACGUGGAUGCUGUGAUCUGCGCAACGGGGUACACUACCCGCUACCCGUUUUUGAAUCGCGAAAUGAGGGAUGUGCUGGAGGCUCCGCCACUGCUGCUUCCCCAACACCAACAGCAACGACCUCAACAGAAGCAACGACAACUGAAUCAAUGCGAGGAUUCUGCCACGACGGCUUUGUACCAUCGUGGCCUCUACCUUGGUACCUUGUACGCGCAUAACCCUUCUAUUGCCUUUGUAGGUAUGCAGAAGGAGUUGCUGCCACCUUUUAUGCUCUUUGAGGCGCAAUCAAAGUUUAUCGCGUACGCCUUCACUCAACGCCUGAAACUUCCAACAGACGUGGUGGGUUUGUUGGCGCGUCAGUCCGACCUGAUGAUGCGCUACCCACUGCUUGUCAAUCUGUGUAGUCCACACGGCCUCGGACUGUACUCGGCUGUGUACUACAACACCCUGCAGGAGGAGUUGCAGGUGGGCUCGCGCAACACAUACACUGCCAACAUUAUGGAGCGGCAAAAAUGGCUCCUUUUGACAAGCUUGCUUCGACUCCUUCACAAGACCCGUUCCAUGGCCCCAUUGAAGCGGAAGAAGCAGCACGUUUUGUUCAGCAACGCGGUAUAA
Molecule: messenger RNA, 1641 nt
Organism: Trypanosoma grayi
Lineage: Eukaryota; Euglenozoa; Kinetoplastea; Trypanosomatida; Trypanosomatidae
Product: dimethylaniline monooxygenase (N-oxide forming)
Exons: 1
Coding region: 1-1641 (546 amino acids)
Molecular function (GO): N,N-dimethylaniline monooxygenase activity; NADP binding; flavin adenine dinucleotide binding
Source: RefSeq, a predicted model, not a curated record